AUGCCUAUUUCCGGUCACUGUCUCUGCAAAGCCGUCACCUACUCGGUCAACAUCGAGCAGCCGCUCGCUACGGCUUAUGACCACUGCGAUGACUGCCAGCGUCAGAGUGGCUCAACUUACUCCCUCGUCGCCAUUGUCCCCAAAGACCUUCUGGAGCUGAACGGUCCUACCAAAACUUACACCAGCAACGGCUCUUCCGGCCAGCCAGUCCACCGUGUCUUCUGCGGCGAGUGCGGUUCGCCCAUCGCCCAUGACCCCGAGGCUGCGCCCCCGAUUAUCGCCCUCAAGGCCGGUACUUUCGACACCGAGAUCAAGAAGACAUUGAAGCCCGACACCGAGAUCUGGACCGCCAGCAAGUUGCCGUUCUGCUCGGAGCACUUGGCCAAGCCGUUCGAGCAUAUGCCUCAAUAA
Messenger RNA from Aspergillus ruber CBS 135680, 411 nucleotides. RefSeq names its product GFA family protein. The transcript is spliced from 3 exons. Lineage: Eukaryota; Fungi; Ascomycota; Eurotiomycetes; Eurotiales; Aspergillaceae. Gene Ontology annotation, molecular function: carbon-sulfur lyase activity. The record is from RefSeq and is a predicted model, not a curated record. Bases 1 to 411 code for a protein of 136 amino acids.